AUGUUUACGCCGAUACACACAUCGCUAGGUGCGCUACUGCUUUUUGAGGGGUCCUCGGGCCUGCUCUUUCACAAUGGUGCCGUGUUCGGCAUCUCAUCCUUAGUAUCGGGAUCUGUCUUCAGCCCGAGCCGAGACAAUGUGCCCAUCGUCGCUGGCUUGGUGUCCAGUGUUCUUCCAGUAUAUUUACUGGUACCGUCUUUGUUACCAAACUACCCGGCCCCUCCGAACUCCUUGGUCUCUGCGGUGAUGACGAUGGGUGUAGGGUUCUUGUUGGGAUGGGGAACCAAGAAUGGCCGCGGCUGUACCUCCGGACACAUGCUCUGCGGUUUAUCUCGCCUCUCAGCACGCUCAUUGAUCGCAACGGCCGUCUUCUUCACCACUGCCCUGACUACCGCCAACUUCGCCAACGGCGGAUCCAAUAUCCCUUCCUGUGGAUCAGUCCCAUGCUACACGCCAAUGUACCCAUCAACAGCCGAGUUGGUCUUCAUGACCGGUGCAGUGCUGCUUUCUAGCAUCACAAACUUCAUCGUCGUUCCGAAGGUGUUGCAGCGGUCCGAAGAAUCCCAGACCAUCUUUUCCUAUCUCGCAGGACUCGAGUUCGGACUGGGCCUUUUGAUCUCCGGGAUGGCGGAUCCCGCUAAAGUGUUGAGGUUCUUCGCGUUCCUGACGGAUCCGUCUCGCUUUGACCCAUCUCUAGCACUGGUCAUGAUCUUCGGCAUCGGACCAUCGUUAAUGGCCUACUUGAUGCAAGCCCCAGGGCAAGCAGUUGACAAAGAAAAGACAGGUACAAAACCAACGCUGGCUGAGCGAUGGGGCCUCCCUACUGCCACAGUUGCGGACAUUGAUUGGCGCUUUGUGGCUGGAGCUGUGGCGUUUGGUGUUGCUUGGGGAUUGAGGGGAGUGUGUCCCGGCCCGGCAGUCUUGCGGUCGGUUCUUCAACCGACAUGGGGGCUCACAACGAUGAGCGGCUAUAUCCUGGGCAACCUGGUCUAG
This is a messenger RNA of Penicillium cinerascens, 993 nucleotides long. RefSeq names its product YeeE/YedE family protein. The transcript has 2 exons. NCBI's taxonomy places the organism in Eukaryota, Fungi, Ascomycota, Eurotiomycetes, Eurotiales, Aspergillaceae. The record is from RefSeq and is a predicted model, not a curated record. The coding region runs from base 1 to 993 and encodes 330 amino acids. Gene Ontology annotation, cellular component: plasma membrane.